Molecule: messenger RNA, 849 nt
Organism: Penicillium digitatum Pd1
Lineage: Eukaryota; Fungi; Ascomycota; Eurotiomycetes; Eurotiales; Aspergillaceae
Source: RefSeq, a predicted model, not a curated record
AUGGGCUUUGGGGCCUCGCAACUUGGUGCUUGGACCGCACUCGUGCCUUGCUUGGCCAUGUAUUUCUCGACAUGGGAGACCUUCCACACCCACACCCUCUACCUCGGCUAUUUCAAUGGCCCGACUGAGGGCCUGAUCAUCGCCUGUGCAACCAUGAUUGCCUCCGGAAUCUGGGGCCCCGGAAUCUGGUCUCAACCCAUCGUUGGGUUCCUUAACUUCCCCCAAAUCUUCGGCAACAACUCCAUUAAGGACCUUUGGGUUUUAAUUCUCCUGGGUGGCUUGUUUCUCGGACAUCUCCCCGGAUGUGUCAUGAAUGUCGCUGAGGCCCGCAAGAAGCAGGGCCUGUCAUUUGCUCCGUUGCUCAAGGAGUGGGUGCCGAUGAUCGUUUUCACGUUCUCCAACGUUGCAUGGCUGUUCUCGCCUUAUUCAAGUAUCCUUUCCGGCAACCACCUCAUAUUGUUCUGCUGGGUCAUCGCAUUCGUCUUUGGACGCAUGACAACCAUGAUCAUAUUGGCGCAUCUCUUGAGACAGCCCUUCCCCCUCUGGACUAUUAUGCAGGCUCCCCUCAUGGGUGGCGCGGUACUAAUCAAUCUACCUAUGAUCGGCUUCCCGGCAAUUGCUCCGUGGCUGGAACUCUUCUAUCUCUGGGUGUACUUCUUCUUCGCCCUGGUUAUUUACAUGCACUGGGCGGUACUCGUCAUCAACCGCAUCACCACUUUCCUCGGCAUCAACUGCCUUACUAUCCGAAAGGAUAAGGCUGCCGAGAGAGACAGAGCCUAUCGCAACCUCGGUGAUUCGUCCCAAAUAACUCAGUCUCGCACAUCGACUGACGCAUCCAAGACACACUAA